AUGGCUGCUAUUCACGCGCCCUCCCCGAAACUGGACCGCUAUGUCGUUAUCCACGUUGCUACCACCUGCGAUGAACAUGGCGUGUAUGUCACCAAGGACUCGGCAGAGGUCAUCGAAUUGGGCUGGAUAUUGCUGGACUCUGAAAACUGCAAGGAGUUGCAUCGCGAGAGCGUCCUAGUUAAACCAGUUAAUACCCCAAUUACCCCCCUCUGCACGAGCUUGACUACCCUCACCUGGGAACAUGUCCGCUCAGCAGGAACAUUCCGGGACGCCAUCAACCAGUUUGAUGCCUUCGCCCAGGAGCAUCUCCUCUCCAAGAACCUCGAGUUCUCUUUCGUAACAUUGGAUUCUUGGGACAUGCGUGUCCAACUCCCUCGCGAAGCCCGAGACAAGGCGGUUGUCCUACCCCCAUACCUCCAGCACUCGCGUACCUUCGACCUGCGGACGGAAUACCAGCGAUGGCAGCAACACCACCCCGAGUCUCUCCCAUUCGGUCCCAGUGACCUAGCAAACAUAUGUGCUGCUCUCGAGGUCGAGCCCAUGCAGUCAUCCGCUCCCAUCAAACACAAUCUCCCCUUCCAUCUGCAGGCUCUGGCCCCUGCAUCUCCAAGGCGUGCUAUGGAGGAAGCAAUUACUCUGGCCCGAGUCCUCCAUGGAUUGAUCAGAAAAUCACAACCUGCCCACGAACACCCGGAGAUUCUCACCCGCCCAAUGGACGCUCGAGCUGACGUCCGCGCUUUCUUGGCCGAACGCAGUAAAGUUCUUCACAUGAGCGGUCUACCGCACGACACCACCCAGUCCGAGCUAGAGAGUUGGUAUACCCAGUUCGGAGGUCGUCCAAUUGCCUUUUGGACUCUGAGAACCCCUGACCAGCACAAACCUACUGGCACUGGAUUUGCUGUUUUCUCGUCUCACGAAGAAGCUGCGGAAAGUCUCUGCAUGAAUGGGCGUGCUCUGAACGACAAGGCCAUCGAAGUAUCUCCUUCCUCUAGCCGUGUUCUGGACCACGCUGCCGAAAUCCUUACUCCGUUCCCUCCUAGUAAGAAUCGUCCUCGCCCGGGCGAUUGGACUUGCCCAUCCUGCGGAUUUUCCAACUUCCAGCGCCGUACGGCAUGCUUCCGCUGCUCUUUCCCGGCUGUCGGAACUGCCCCAGACCCAAUGGGUUAUGGAGGCUAUGGCUAUGGUCCUCCAUCGAUGAUGCCCCCGCCACACCAUAUGGGACACCAUGGAGGUCAUGGACACUCACGAGGCAUGGGCGGAAAUGGUGGUGUAGUUCCGUUCCGAGCUGGUGACUGGAAGUGCGGUGCUGAGGGCUGUGGCUACCAUAAUUUUGCCAAGAAUAUCAACUGCCUUCGCUGCGGUGGUCCUCGCUCUGGUGCUGCGGUAGUUGCGGACUCUGCUUUCCCUUCGCCAAUGGAUCCUCCAUCUGGGUUUGGAAUGGGUCCGGCAUCUAUUGCCAGCACCCCAGGCCCAGGCCCAUUCGCUUCUAGUGCAGGUGGCUUCGGUGCCUUUGGACAACAGUUUGGAGGUCCUCCCAGCACCUACGCACUUCCCUCUGGCCUGGGAGCCGCCUCCGGCCCCUACCCACCAAUGGGCCAAAUGAGUCAAAUGAAUCAAAUGAAUGCUCCCUACGGAUCAGCCAAUGCAUCCCAUUCCGCGGCCUCGUUCGGUAAUCCGGCCACCCAGGCUGCCUUCACUGGUGCAGACCAUGUCCCUCAGCCCGUUGGCGCCUCCAACGGCAACUUUUAUGGCAACGAUGCCUCCGCUGAUCCCUUCGCUUUCUUGGCCUCCGGACUGGGCUCUUUGACUGUGGAAGAGUCCCGCAGGAAUGGUGCGGCAAAUAACAAAUCUCCAGCAUAA
This is a messenger RNA of Blastomyces dermatitidis ER-3, 1860 nucleotides long. Its product is annotated as RNA binding protein. The record is from RefSeq and is a predicted model, not a curated record. Gene Ontology annotation, molecular function: RNA binding; 3'-5'-RNA exonuclease activity. The coding region runs from base 1 to 1860 and encodes 619 amino acids. The transcript has 4 exons. NCBI's taxonomy places the organism in Eukaryota, Fungi, Ascomycota, Eurotiomycetes, Onygenales, Ajellomycetaceae.